AUGGGCUGGUUCUGGGGCUCGAACGACGAGGACCCAGUCAAGAAGCUUGACCCGGGUCUUCGCAAAUACCUCGAGAACGAAGCUCCAAAGAAAUAUGUCCCGGGCUCGCCGGCGGCCGAAGAACAAGUCCAACAGCCUAAAGCCUCAUCAUCCGAGCCUGAUGCCUCGUCCACAGCUCCCGCCGCCCCCUCACAGUCCCUCUACCCCGACGGUCGUUAUGCCGAUUUAUGGAAAACCUACAAACCGCCCGCAGCUGACGAAGUCGGACCGGAAACAUCGGGGGUGCCAGCGAUGAAGGCGCAGAACAAACAGCGCCAUGGGAUGCUGAAGCGCGCGGCGAUGGAGAACUGUUCGAUCGAGAAUGAAACAUACCACCUGUGCUUGCAAAGCCCGACUAUGGGUGAACGACUUACGGCCUGUCAGGAGAAGAGCAGGGCAUUCACCCGUUGUUAUGCGACCCAAUCUAAAUUCUUGCAGGCAUUGGGAUACGCGGCUUCAAGACAGUGGGAUGACGAGCGGGAGGAACGGAUCCAGCUCCAUGCCGACAAACUUUACCACCAGAUGCUUGACUACGAGAACCAGGUCGAGGAAGCUAAGGAGGCCGGCCGAGAGCCCCCACCACUUACCUCUCUCUUCAACUCCCAAGCAAAACCAGUCGAGCCUGCCAGCGUUGGCCCUGCGGAGCUAGAGAUCCCCGGAGGAGAACCGAUCCCAGAAGGCUUUAAACCGUCGAAAUCGCUGGAUCGGCUGACACCCCACGAGCGGGAAUUGGAGCUCCGCGCCCACUAUGCAAACUUGGAACAACAAAAGGCGUAUAUGGAGGAUUUAUCAUCAGUUUUCCGGACGAACGACGAGGGAAAGGAUAAACGAAGGGAAAAACUGGUUAGUUGGUUUGGUGAGACCGUGGGCAAUUGGAUGACGCGGUGA
Messenger RNA from Aspergillus puulaauensis, 927 nucleotides. RefSeq lists its product as uncharacterized. The coding region runs from base 1 to 927 and encodes 308 amino acids. NCBI's taxonomy places the organism in Eukaryota, Fungi, Ascomycota, Eurotiomycetes, Eurotiales, Aspergillaceae. The transcript has 2 exons. The record is from RefSeq and is a predicted model, not a curated record.